Molecule: messenger RNA, 482 nt
Organism: Mycena citricolor
Lineage: Eukaryota; Fungi; Basidiomycota; Agaricomycetes; Agaricales; Mycenaceae
Source: the annotation of a GenBank genome assembly
CGGCGUGCAGCACUUGAGCGCAGCAGGCUUCUUUGGUGAAUCCGGCUGCGGCUUUUGCUCCACCGUUGAGGUCACCGGUGGCCAGUCUCAAACUCAUCCUCAGACUUCUCCGUUUCGGCGGAGGCAGAAAGCUUCCAGGAAUUGAUAUCGAAGUCGUGCUUAUCACAGAGAUUGCUCGAUUUAUCGGUUUUGACGUGAAAUGUAUAGAAGCCGUGGAGGACGGAACUCCAAUUCUGGCCCUCCGGAGAUUUGUUGGAGCGAGGUCGGAAGGAUCCGGUCGACUCCAACUGUCUGGUCUCGAAAGCCAAGUGUGGAAGCUUUGGUGAGCAUACGCCAAACGUGCGUAGACUGCAGUGUGAGGUGGAUGGACCAAGAUUGUCACUGUGACACCUGUCAUGUCACGAGUGUGCGUAGAUUUGUCACAGGAUGUACUGAUUGCGAGUAAUUUGUAUUCUAAUUACUUUGAAGAAGUGGACUGCGCG